Molecule: messenger RNA, 879 nt
Organism: Prunus armeniaca (apricot)
Lineage: Eukaryota; Viridiplantae; Streptophyta; Magnoliopsida; Rosales; Rosaceae
Source: the annotation of a GenBank genome assembly
AUGAAGUUGGCUAAAAGCGUCCGCGACUGUUACGUAGAAGACCCGUUGGAUGGUGAUCUCGAUCAAAAAGACUUUGUAGAAAUGAUAAUACUUGACGGUUGCUUCUUGUUAGAACUAUUUCGAAAGGCACUUUUUUGUGAGCUACAAAAUGAAAACAACCCCGUUUUCAACGUGUCCUGUAUGCAGGAACAUAUGUACCAUGACCUUCUUCUGCUAGAAAAUCAGCUACCUUGUUCUGUGCUGGAGUGUUUGUACAACCUAACUGCCAAUAGCCCCAGCCAAAAAGGCGCCUCCCUCAAUUCACUUGUGCUCAACUUUUUCAGGCAAUCCAAUGCGGAUAACCUGAUGUUGAACACCAGCUUCGAUCUCCUAUGUAAGAUUUUGCACAUACUUGAUCAGAUAAGAGCCAUGAUCAUUUAUGGAUUCAAGAAGACGUCGAGUGUGGAAGAGCAGCAAAUAAAGAAGGGGCCAAAUUUGCCUCAACGGAUCCCAAACACGACAUCUCUUUCGGAGGCAAGCGUUCAGUUCAAAAAACGCCAAAACAAAGAAAAGGGAAAAGGAGAGUGCAUAAUGAACAUAGAGUUCAAAAACGAGGUUUUUACAAUUCCACCGUUGGGAAUUGAUGAGAUGACAGAGCCUCUGUUCAGGAACCUCAUCGCCUUUGAACAAUGUCACCACGGUUGCCUGCACAUGAUAACAUCCUACGCAGUUUUGAUGGAUAACCUCAUCGACUCCAAAGACGAUGUAGAUUUUCUUUGUGACAAAGAAAUAUUGGCCAAUUGGUUGAACCCGGACGAUGCUGCCCAAUUCUUCAACAAGCUUUAUGAUGACACCACCGUCAUGGGGUAUUAUACUACAGUGGUCUCUCCAACGAUGUGA